UCUGUCUGUGCGCCAUCUUUGAUUAUUUCUUUUUCUCGUAGACACCGACGUGUUGAAAACGUGUUAAACGUAGCGAGUGUCUAAUUUUCACUUUUACAGCAAAAUGGGUUUCGUGAAGGUUGUUAAGAAUAAGCAGUACUUCAAGCGUUACCAGGUCAGGUUCCGCAGGCGUCGUGAGGGUAAGACCGAUUACUAUGCUCGCAAGCGUCUGAUCGUCCAGGACAAGAACAAGUACAAUACCCCCAAGUAUCGUAUGAUUGUCCGUCUGAGCAACCGUGACAUCACUUGCCAGAUUGCUUACGCCCGUAUUGAAGGUGAUCGCAUUGUGUGCGCUGCCUACUCGCACGAGCUACCGCGCUAUGGCGUUAAGGUCGGUCUAACCAACUACGCUGCUGCCUACUGCACUGGACUGCUGGCUGCCCGCCGCAUUCUGCAUAAGCUUCGUCUGGACACUGUGUAUUCUGGAUGCACCGAUGUGACCGGUGAAGAAUACUUGGUCGAAUCAAUCGAAGAUGGCCCAGGAGCUUUCCGUUGCUAUCUGGAUGUUGGUCUGGCUCGUACCACCACUGGUGCUCGUGUCUUCGGUGCCAUGAAGGGUGCUGUUGAUGGUGGCCUCAAUAUCCCCCACUCCGUCAAGCGUUUCCCAGGCUACAGCGCUGAAAACAAGAGCUUCAACGCUGAAGUCCACCGUGCUCACAUCUUCGGUCAGCACGUCGCCGAUUACAUGCGCACCCUGGAGGAAGAGGACGAUGAUGCCUACAAGCGUCAGUUCAGCAAGUACAUUGGCCUCGGAAUCAAGGCCGACGAUAUUGAGACCAUCUACAAGAAUGCCCACGCUGGUAUCCGCAAGGACCCGGUCUUCCACAAGAAGCCGGAGAAGAAGGUCACCAAGAAGCGCUUCAACCUGGCCAAGCUAACCCUCGAAGCCCGCAAGGCGAAAAUCGCCAAGCACAAGGCCGACUUCAUGGCCAAGAUCCAGGCCGAUGUCGAAGCCUAAAUCUCCUUUUUGCUGUUGCACUCCAGUGGAUAACUACAAAAGCUACUCCCAGAAAAUCAACGGUGAUCUACAUCUUCCGCCUGCGAUUAUCGAUCAGUUGGAUCGAAGAGCAUUACGUUUGCCCACUCUACUAUUCUUGUGUUACAUUACUUGCUUUAUCCGAAUUGAUGCGCCGCCGAAUUCUAAGUACGCAUUCUUACAGUUACACCUAUCGAUCAUGUUUAGGAAGAUAAGCAAUUUGUGUAUUUUUGAAUAAAUGUAAUGUUUUUUAUUCAGCUGAAACGUGAGAAAA
Molecule: messenger RNA, 1289 nt
Organism: Ochlerotatus camptorhynchus
Lineage: Eukaryota; Metazoa; Arthropoda; Insecta; Diptera; Culicidae
Gene: RpL5
Product: ribosomal protein L5
Exons: 4
Coding region: 104-997 (297 amino acids)
Biological process (GO): ribosomal large subunit assembly; translation
Cellular component (GO): ribosome; cytosolic large ribosomal subunit
Molecular function (GO): structural constituent of ribosome; 5S rRNA binding
Source: RefSeq, a predicted model, not a curated record